UAACUCAUUCCGAAUCGCCGGUUGUCAACACCCGCAAAAGAAAAAUCGAUCCAGUCGCGGCUCCAGUCGAUUCAUUCACGUUCCGAAAAAAAAACCUGAUUCAGUAAACUGUUUGGUGGUGAACAUGUCCCGUGCUUUGUGUUGGCUCGUUGCCGGCCUUGCCGUGUUUGCAUUGGCAACGGUUCCUGCCCGUGCCGAAGCCGGAGAAACCCUGGUGCUGCUGGACAAUUUGGCCAUCCGCGAGACGCACUCCAUUUUCUUCAAGAGCCUGCAAGAACGUGGCUACAAACUCACCUUCAAGCUGGCGGACGAUGCCAGUCUGGUCCUGUCGAAAUACGGAGAAUUUCUGUACAAGCAUCUGAUUCUGUUCGCCCCUUCGGUGGAGGAAUUCGGCGGAUCGUUGAGCGUCGAGGCCAUCACCGAUUUCGUGGACAACGGAGGAAACGUUUUGGUUGCGGGAAGCUCGAACUCCGGUGACGCUUUGAGGGAAUUGGCAUCCGAGUGUGGAUUUGAGGUGGAUGAGGAAAAUGCAGCUGUGAUUGAUCAUCUGAACUACGACAUUUCGGACAGUGGAGACCAUACUUUGGUGGUGGCUUCCCCGGAGAAUUUGAUCGAUUCGGAAAUUGUCGUGGGUAAGAAAUCCGUGGGCCCACUAUUGUACAAGGGAACCGGUCUGUUGGCCGAUAAGGAAAAUCCCUUGGUUUUGCAACUGUUGACUGCCGACAGCACCGCCUACAGCUAUGUUCCGGAUGCCCCUAUCAAAGAAUACCCCCACGCCGUUGGAAAGGGGACACUUUUGAUCGCUGCCCUCCAGGCCCGGAACAACGCCCGAGUCGUCUUCUCUGGAUCGCUCUAUUUCUUCUCCGAUGAAGCCUUCCUGUCGUCGGUUCAGCGUGCCCAGGAUGAAAAGCUGCAUAGCAAGUCGGGUAACCAGGAUGUGGCCACGUCCAUCAGCCAAUGGGUCUUCGGAGAAAACGGAGUUAUUCGCGUCCGUUCCGUAAAACACUUCAAAGAGGGAGAAAGUCAGCCACCAGCAGCUUACACAAUCACCGAACCGGUCGUGUACACCAUUGAAAUCGAAACCCUGGCUGCCGAUGGCAAGUGGCAACCAUUCCAGGCCAACGAUGUUCAGCUGGAAUUCGUCCGGAUCGAUCCGUUUGUUCGGACCACUUUGAACCACAUCGGUGGCGGACGCUACCAGGCCAAAUUCAAGAUCCCUGAUGUAUAUGGCGUGUAUCAGUUUAAGGUCGAUUACGAUCGCAUUGGAUAUACCCAUCUGUAUUCGACAACUCAGGUUUCGGUCCGUCCACUCACCCACACCCAAUACGAACGGUUCAUCCCCAGCGCUUACCCGUACUAUGUGAGCGCCUUCUCGAUGAUGGUAGGAAUGUUCCUGUUCUCAAUCAUCUUCCUGCACUUCAAGGAUGAUGGCCCGAGUGGGAAAGUAGCCACUGAUAAGAAGUCUCAGUAGAUGACGGAGGUACGUAUGACGAGCACUAUGUAGCUCGCUUUACAGUUUCAUUGCUUAGUGUCACUAAAUAAUGCCUGUAAUCGAAUAAGUCAGCAUCGAAUAUGCUGAAAGGCACAAUAAACGUCCAUAAUCAGAA
This is a messenger RNA of Aedes aegypti (yellow fever mosquito), 1607 nucleotides long. Its product is annotated as dolichyl-diphosphooligosaccharide--protein glycosyltransferase 48 kDa subunit. Gene Ontology annotation, cellular component: endoplasmic reticulum membrane; oligosaccharyltransferase complex. Bases 125 to 1471 code for a protein of 448 amino acids. The record is from RefSeq and is a predicted model, not a curated record. NCBI's taxonomy places the organism in Eukaryota, Metazoa, Arthropoda, Insecta, Diptera, Culicidae. The transcript is spliced from 2 exons.